AUGCGGAAAGAACUGGAGCAGCAGCGGCGGCGGCUGCAGCAAAGAGAAGAAGCUUGUCGGAGAUUAGAAGAAGAGUUUAAGUUGAGAGCAGCAGAAAACACAAAACACAAGUUGAAGAUUGCUGCUCUUGAAAAAGAAGUCCAGAGAGUGACGGAGGAGAACCAGGAAAUCCUCAUGCAGCGCGAGGAGGGCAGGCUCAUUGUGCAGCGCGAGUUCCUCGAACGCAAGGGGCGCUACGUUUCGAGGCUGCAAGACUUGCGGCCUUUUCUUGGCAGUUACUUCGAAGACGUUUUGCGGGGCCUCACCAACUGCAGAACCAUUGGGCAGCUGAGGUGA
Molecule: messenger RNA, 336 nt
Organism: Eimeria necatrix
Lineage: Eukaryota; Apicomplexa; Conoidasida; Eucoccidiorida; Eimeriidae
Exons: 2
Coding region: 1-336 (111 amino acids)
Source: RefSeq, a predicted model, not a curated record